Messenger RNA from Peronospora matthiolae, 1041 nucleotides. The record is from the annotation of a GenBank genome assembly. Lineage: Eukaryota; Oomycota; Peronosporomycetes; Peronosporales; Peronosporaceae.
AUGCCGCCACCACCCAAGGUGAAGAGCUACUCGCUGUUCCAGCGCUCAGUGCGCGUCGUCCAGACGUCCAUCCGCCGCUUCGAUCGCUGGGCUGCUGCGCGUGCGCCUGGUCUGUCGAAUCCGCCUGAAGUCGAGGCGCGCGCGCAGCAGCCUCGCUUCGUAGACCUCUGGGAAUUCACCUUAGCCGACCACCGGCGCAUCUUCCACGAAGUAUGGCAAGAGUACAAGGCGUCUUUCAACGGUAUCAGUGACGAGGACAUCGAGCGUAGCAAGGAGGAGGUGAAGCGUGCGGUCACGGCUGUGCGUGGACACGUUGCGAGCACUGCGAGUGCCAAUCUGUCGUUCAUUGACAAGAGUCUGGAAGGCUCGAGAGUGCACGGCAAUCUCCAUGCGCUGAAAGACAGAGGAGCAGAGAACGUGGAGUACUUGGCCAAGGAGGUGCAGCACGUGGUGGGAGGGGUGGAUACGGAUGCGGUGCUCAGUCGGGCAAAGGAGGUACUGAGUCAAAGUCGCAGUGAAGACGACGUUGCGACGACUUUUAAGAAGAACGUGGACGUGCUUCGUGGUCUUACAAAAGAGGGACGAGAUGCUGCAUUGCAGCUGGAUACGAAGGAUGUUGAGAGGUUCAAGACGAGCGUGCAGGCGUGGGUCGCUGAUAAAUUGUUGGUUGGGCAGUCGGUGCUGAUGGCGUUCAUUGACGGAUACCGAGAGGGUAAAGACAUGGAGUUGGCACGUAAGGAUGCACUGCUCAUAACGUUUGCCAAGCAAGCGGCAGAAGACCACAAGGAUAUCAUUGAAAACCAGAUCAAAAAGAUCAUGGAUCAGCAACGUGAGAAGCAGCGACAGGAAGGUGAAGAGGUGGCAGCAACGAAGUCUACAGCAAAGGCUGAAAAAGCGGAGAGGAGUGGGAACGCCGAGGCCAACAUGACACCGACAGAAAGUGGGACGAGAUCAACUUUGGUGCACGAGGAACGUGCACAAACGUUACGAAAAGACAAAGACGAAAGUUUGAAGGGGAGUCAGGAAGACUCCAAGCAGUGA